Ricinus communis (castor bean) is the source of this 1148-nucleotide messenger RNA. RefSeq lists its product as uncharacterized. The transcript has a single exon. Bases 256 to 1020 code for a protein of 254 amino acids. NCBI's taxonomy places the organism in Eukaryota, Viridiplantae, Streptophyta, Magnoliopsida, Malpighiales, Euphorbiaceae. The record is from RefSeq and is a predicted model, not a curated record.
ACCAGAAGUACAAAACCCGAAAAACUUGUUUUUUUCUCCACUCCCAUUCACAAAAACCGCGUGCCCUUCUACCCCCAGAAUUUGAAAAUCAUGAACCCCCAUUACGACAAAACCAACUCACCCGCGAAGCCUCCAUAGCUAUAUUAUAUAGCCAAACGCCAUUAAUAUAUAGCUCACAACCAAAAUAUCAGCCUUGUUUUUUGUCAAUAUAGAAAAACUGUAUGCUACUCCUGUACUCGUCAAGAUUAAGAGAAAAUGUGUAGAACCACUGAUUUUCUUGGGUUCUUGCCCAACAAAGAUCGAAGUAAUUUAAAGAUCAAAGCUUUUUUUGUCCGUUUUUCUGGUUUAAAUUCUGGCAAGACUUUGUCUGAUUCUCUCAUUCUUCUUGUUCGUGGCUCUAAGGUAAGGCCUGAUUCUCCUGCAUUCCUGACGCUACAUCGACUAGUUAAUGUGAAAACCAAGAAAGGAGAAGUGAUCUUUGGGUCAAGAGAGCCGGUUCGGACAAGUGGAGCGGUUCGGUUUGAGGUCUACUUAGGAGAUGAGACAAUCUUGAAAGGAAUGUUUAGUAAAGAUGAUAUAAAGGAAGAGGAGGAGUGGAUGUUGGACUUGGAGUUUAUGCGUUGCUUCGGGAGUGAGGCAUUUGGUGGCGGUUGUGCGGCGGAUGUUGCGGUGGCCGUAGAUGGCCAAAAGGCGGUUUUGUGUGGGAGAGUGGAGAUGGUGUUGGAGAAAAAGAUGAAUAAGAAGAGAAAAGGAGGGUUUAAGAGACUGGAGGUUAUUCCAGAGGAGAGAGAGGAAAGUAACGAUGAUAAUGGUCAUCAUGGGGAAUCUGUCAGUGUAUCGGACUCUGGAGAUGACCCGGAAGAAGGUCGUGGACCUGAUUGUCAUAUGAUGGAUAUGGAUUUAGAUUUGGAAGGAAUGAAGUGGGCUGCUGAUUUGGGUAUUUUGGUUUUAUGUUUAGGAGUUGGGUACUUGGUUUCUAAAGCUUCUGCUAGGAGCUUGAGACGUUUGAGCCUAUUUUAGGCUUUAAACAACGUUUGUUUUUCUUGACACACUAUAUCUUUUUCUAUUCAUUGCUGUACGUAUUUGUUAACGGAGAAGCAGAAAUUGUAAAGAAUCUAUCACUUAAAUCAAUUUUGCGAUUACCAUGA